UCAUUUUAUCUCUUGCGUACUUCUUUCUUCAUCAGCAAUAUAUAUUCGAUCCCCAUUUUCUGAUAACAUGGCUUCACUACCUCCCUCUCUAUUGUUUACAGUGAGGAGGCGCCAACCGGAGCUGGUAGCUCCAGCUAUACUCACUCCACAUGAAGUUAAAUUACUAUCCGACAUAGAUGAUCAACAAGGCCUCCGUUUCCUAGCUCCAGUCAUACACAUAUAUCGUUACGAACCAUCAAUGGGAGGGAAAGACCCAGUUGAAGUCAUUAGAAAGGCACUAUCACAAACACUUGUUUUCUACUACCCAUAUGCAGGUAGGCUUAGGGAAGGGCCUGGCCGCAAAUUGAUGGUGGAUUGUACUGGAGAAGGUGUCUUGUUCGUUGAGGCUGAUGCUGACGUAACACUUGAUCAAUUUGGUGACUCUCUUCAACCUCCAUUCCCAUGCUUCCACCAACUCUUUUAUGAUGUUCCAGCCUCUGAAGAAAUCAUUAACUAUCCCCUUCUCGUCAUACAGGUCACGCGCCUUAGGUGCGGUGGUUUCAUCGUGGCCUCGCGCUUUAACCACACCAUGAGCGAUGCAACUGGUAUAAAACAAUUCAUGAACUGGCUUCAUGAAAUGGCAAGAGGUGCACGUGAACCUUCCAUUCAACCGGUGUGGUGUAGGGAGCUCUUAAUGGCUAGAGAUCCACCGCGCAUUACAUGCAAUCAUCGUGAAUACGAACAAGUGCCAUCUGAUACCAUCAAUUCGUGUGAGGACGACAUCAUUCAUCGCUCUUUCUUCUUUGGACCCACCGAGAUAGCUGCAAUUCGUCGCUUCGUUCCACUUCCCCUUCGAAAAUGCACCACAUUUGAUGUUAUCACGGCAUGCUUCUGGUGCUGCCGUACAAAAGCAUUGCAGCUAAAGUCAGAGGAGGAGGUUCGGUUGAUGUGCAUGGCCAACGCACGUGCUAGGUUUAACCCUCCGUUACCUGAUGGUUAUUACGGCAACACUAUUGCAUACCCGGCAACGGUGACCACUGCAGGGAAGCUUAGCUUUGGGUAUGCACUAGAAUUAAUAAAGAAAGUGAAAGCUGAGGUGACAGAAGAGUAUAUACAUUCAGUGGCAGAUCUAAUGGUGACUAAGGGUCAAUGCUUAUUUACGACCGUAAGUUCAUGUGUUGUGUCAGAUCUGACACGUGCUCGGUUUAGAGAAAUUGAUUUUGGAUGGGGCAAGGCAGUGUAUGGUGGAGUGGCCAAAGGUGGGGCUGGGCCCUUUCCUGGAGUAACUUUUCUCGUUCUCCACAAGAACGCAAGAGGAGAAGAUGGUAUAAUAUUGCCAAUUUGCUUGUCAGCAAAAGCCAUGAAAAGCUUUGCUAAAGAGUUUGAGCACAUGCUUGGGAACCAAGACCUAACUAGAAGGAGUGAUCUUAAGAUCAUGUCUAGCUUAUAGUUUUUUGGCAAACUGUAAGACAUUGGAAAGUUUCCGUUUGUCAUGAAAAAAUAUUAUGUAUAAAUAAACUUAACUUCUCGUAAGUAUUAAAUGAUGUUUAGU
Gastrolobium bilobum is the source of this 1531-nucleotide messenger RNA. Its product is annotated as benzyl alcohol O-benzoyltransferase-like. The record is from RefSeq and is a predicted model, not a curated record. Lineage: Eukaryota; Viridiplantae; Streptophyta; Magnoliopsida; Fabales; Fabaceae. The transcript has 3 exons. Bases 68 to 1429 code for a protein of 453 amino acids.